Messenger RNA from Prorocentrum cordatum, 810 nucleotides. NCBI's taxonomy places the organism in Eukaryota, Dinophyceae, Prorocentrales, Prorocentraceae. The record is from the annotation of a GenBank genome assembly.
AUGCCCCGGGCACCGACGAGUGGGCGCACAGGGAAGCCGUCUACUCCAAGGAGAAGGAGGCGGUGCUAUCAUUCCUCUCGGGUCCGCCCGCGUCCUGGUUAUGUAUAUGCUGUGCUUCUCCUUCUGUCCUCUGCGAGCUGGCGCAAGUGGACGUACCCCCAGGAGCUGAACGCCCUGCAGACCGGAAGCGCCUGGCAGCUGAGCGGCAUCGUCCGCUCGCAGGGUGGCUGCGGGAGCUGCUGGGCGAUGGCGGCCACGGCCGUGCUCGAGGCCCGCAUGGAGGCCAACGCCACGAUCAUGGGCUCCCUGCGCCAGGUCCUCGACAGCGAGGGGAGGACCGCCUCGGACUCGAGGCUGUCUGGAGACGCGGUCACGCACUGCACCAAGAACCCGCGGAACUGCGGCGGCACGGGCGGCUGCGACGGCGCGACGACCGAGCUGGCGUUCGACAUGAUGAAGGAGUCGGGAGUCCCCCUGCAGGACGACUUCGGGGGAGAGUGCUCCACGGCGAGGGCGCUGGUUGGCAUCACCGGCUACGAGGUCCUGCCCUCUAACAAGCAGCACCCGCUUCUGCAGGCCCUGUUCGAGUCUGGGGGCCCCAUAGCUGUGUCCGUGGACGCCUCCACGUGGUUCGGGUACCACGCCGGCAUCUUCUCGGACACGACGGGUGGGAGUAAAGCCGAGUUUGUCAUCAACCACGCGGUCACGCUGACGGGCUACAAGAUGCCGAAAGGCACCGAGAUGGGGUACUGGCGCAUAACUCUUGGGGCCCCAGUUGGGGCGAGAACGGGUUCAUCCGACUGGAGAUGA